UUCGCUCUUACCGUUCUUAUUAUACAGCUAUGGCUCUUACAAACAAGAUGUAUAAGACAGCCAAACCUUGUUAUGUUGUUGGCUGCCACUAUCCGGACAAGGGACUGCAUUCAAUGCCAACUUCGGAAAAAGACAAGAAACUGUGGAUGGACUUCAUUUACAACGGGAAUGUGCCAGAAUACCCGAACAAAUGUAUGGCUGUGUGUUCAAAACAUUUUACGGCGGACUUGUUUAUUAACUUACGUCAAGUCAAAAGUGGAUUUGCCACCAAACUAAGGCUAAAGACUGGGUCAAUUCCAACCAUCCGGGACCCGAAUUCGGAAGCUGCCAGCACAUCAAAAGAUAUCAGCCAUAUACCUCGUAUAAAGGUGGAUGCUGCCUGUCAGACUGACCCCCCACCGCAGCGUUCUGUUAGGACACAGCUUUCCUCGAGGACUCUUCGUACUCACUCUCGAAGUAAAGCUGUCCAGGCUCAAGCUUCCCACAGAAACAUUGGUGUAGGCACGAAAACUGUUCCGUUGGAAGCGCCCCUGCCAGAUUUACCAACCGACCCCAUAGAGAGACCAUCAAAAAGGUCCAGUGUAGACUCUGAGGAGGAAGACGAGGAUCCAUUUGAGGGAAUCCCUACUAUGGAUAUUGAUGACUCGCAGGAUCCUACCUAUGAUCCAACAGAGUCAAUAGCAGAUGAGACAGAAACAACAGACAUGUUCGUUCAAGCACCAAAACCCCCCCAUAAGAUCAACACAUACAUAGUGUAUGAGACCUGCCUCAUGGAGCUUUUUGAAGUGUGUCCUGUGUGCAGGUGUUUGUGUGAUGUACAAACCACAAAGAUGGGUACAUUCAUAUCAGUGCAGCAGCUCUGCCCCCAUUGUCAGUUUGCGAGACAUUGGAAUAGCCAGCCUAUUCUGGGGAGUACUCCAGCUGGAAACCUGCAGCUAUCAGCUGCAACGUACGUCAACGGGGUAUCUUUCUACAAACUUGGAAAGGUCUUCAAAGCAAUGAACAUGCAGCUCUUUAAAUACAACACUUUUCGAAGGCAUGCCAGGAUGUUCAUCGAGCCAGCGAUCGUAUCUUACUGGAAAACCUCACAGGAAGACAUGCUGCGGAAGCUCCGUGAAGAGGAGAAGGUGAUCGUUGGUGGAGAUAUGAAGGCUGUCUCUCCAGGCACAAAGUUUGGCAGCUACACUUUGAUGGACCUCAAGAACAACAAAGUCGUUGACCUGCAGUUGGUUCAGAGCAAUGAGGUUGGCGGAAGCAAACACAUGGAGAAAGAGGGCCUGAAAAGGAGUCUGGAGUGGUUGAAGGAACGUGGUGUGACUCCGGACUGUAUUGUCACAGACCGACAUCGACAAAUUCAGGAAUUCCUCAGGGAAAGCAGCGUCACCCAGCUCUAUGAUGUCGGGCACAUAGAGAAAGGGAUUUCUAAACAACUGCUCAAGGCUGCAAAGAAGAGGGACUGCGAGCAGCUUCGAGAGUGGUUGAAGAGUAUCAGAAAGCAUAUAUACUGGACUGCAGCAACUUCCACCACCGGGCCUGAGAGAGUGGCCAAAUGGACGUCCAUCCUGAACCAUGUGCAGGGUCAUGAGGACCCCCUGUUCCCCAAAUGCCUUCAUCCAUUGCCCGUAACCAGGGGUAAAGGAGAAUGGCUGGCAGCAGGAACGCAGGCCUUUCACAAGCUGGAGAAAGUGCUCUCAAACGAGAGGGUUUUGAAUGAUGUGGAGAAACUCAGCCCCCACCACCAGACUUCACCUUUGAAGGCCUUCCACAGCGCCAUCCUACGCUUUGCCCCACAAAAUGUCGUGUUUCCAUUUCUUGGAAUGUUGUGCAGACUCUACCUGGCAGCCAUACACUAUAAUGAAAGGGCUGAACGCCCCACUUCAUCCACUGGAGACCCUCCGUAUGAACUGCAGACCCCAGAGGCCAGGGAGGGAGAGUGCAGAGCAAAAGCUGUAAAGACUGACCCCACAUUCUGUUACGUUGACGACUUAAUGGACCUCAUCUUUGAUCAAGUCUUUGUUGACCCCGCCCCAUUCACAGAGGAGGUUCUGAAGAUCCCCGUCCCAGAGGACCUGACAGGGAGGAGGUCAGCACAAAAUAUGCUACGCGGUUCAAUUUUGACAGCAUUCUGAACCCGGCACAGACGUUUUGGGAUCAAGAAACUCCCCGAGGACAACGCAGAUGCAUGACUACGCUGAUCCUGGGCCAGCUCACUAAACUUCUGUAGGCUAGAAACCUGUGACGCCUGGAAGAAUUCCAAAGGAUAUUUAGUCAAAAGCCUAUGUCACUUGUGUAAAGUUACUUUGUUAUGGGUUCAGUGAACCGUUUGUUUUUCCGAUAAAGUUUUGGAAGUUUGUAUAAAAUGUGUCAUGAUUAUUCAUGUCUGAGGGAUAUGCUGAAGGUUGUGUGUGGAUCAUGUUUAGUCAACACUAUGGGGUGCCAUUGCCGUGUAGUAAAUAAUAUAAUAUAGUAACGCCAUGUACAAUGACAGAAUGAAAAGAAAGAUUGCAUAAAAUACACCAGUAUUUAUUUUCAUGAACAAUAUUACCAUAAGUUUUACAAAUGAAUUCAUACAACAACAAAAACACUCA
Molecule: messenger RNA, 2588 nt
Organism: Trematomus bernacchii (emerald rockcod)
Lineage: Eukaryota; Metazoa; Chordata; Actinopteri; Perciformes; Nototheniidae
Exons: 11
Coding region: 30-2129 (699 amino acids)
Source: RefSeq, a predicted model, not a curated record